GGGCCCGCGCCCUCCCGGGGGGCUAUAAAUAGAGCGGGAACCGAGCCCAGAGCGCGGCGGGAAGGCCCAGGGCCAAAGGCAGAGACGCAGAGAGAGAAACAGCGGGAGACAGAGGCAGGGAGAGUUCGGGGGUGAGAAAAUUCGCGAGGGAAAAAUAGAAGUAGCACAUGCAACAGUGACAGAUCCGGCUAAGCGGCGAGAGAGGGAGGGAAGGAACGGGCAGAGAGAGCGGCCCGGGCUCUGGGUUCGCGGCCGCAUGGAGGAGACGGAGGCGGGCCCCGCGGGCUGCCCGUGCCAGGGCGGGUGCGGGACCCACCAGGCCAUCCUGUACACCCUCCUGCGGGCCGGGCCGGGCCCCGGCCGGGCCCAGCGGCGCUGUCCCUGCCACCGGCGGCGUCGGCGGCCCGUGUCCCUGCUCGCGCCUCAGCGCACCUGCCGGGCGGCCUCGGCCGUGCUGGUGAAGACGGUCAGCUUCAUGAGGAACCUGCCCUCCUUCCGCCUGCUGCCCGCCGGCGACCGGCUGCUCCUGCUCCGGCGCUGCUGGGCCCCGCUCUUCCUGCUGGGCCUGGCCCAGGACGCCGUGGCCUUCGAGGUGGCCGAGACCCCCGCGCCCGCCCCGAGCAUGCUCCAGCGGAUCCUGCUGGACGGCCGGGGCCGCCCGCGCCGGGAGCCCGAGCCCGCUCGGCCCACGCUGGCCGCCGUGCAGAGGCUGCAGUGCUGCCUUCACACUUUCCGGGGCCUGGACCUCGGCCCCAAGGAGUACGCCUACCUCAAGGGGGUCUUCCUCUUUAAUCCCGACGUGCCGGGCCUCCGGGCCUCCGCGGCCAUCGAGAGCCUCCAGUGCGAGGCUCAGCGGGCGCUGCGAGAGGAACUGCUGCCCCGGCACCCCCAAGACCGGGGCCGCUUCGCCCGCAUCCUGCUGGUCGCCUCCACCCUCCAGUCCAUCCCUCCGGCCCUGGUGCGAGAUCUCUUCUUCCGGCCGGUCAUCGGCGAGGCCGACGUCGCCGGGCUCCUGGCCGAGAUGCUCGUCGGUGCCCAGGCCCGGGCCUCCUCCCCGCAGGGUCCGCUGCAGAUUUAGGGGGCAGGGGUCGCGGAGAGAAGGCAGGGCCGGCCCGGAGGGCCCGGGAGCCGCUGCCAACCGGAGACUUCGUCGUUUGCACAGAACCUCGUUAAAUUAUGGCAUUUUUUAAAAAAAUAAAGUCG
Molecule: messenger RNA, 1203 nt
Organism: Tachyglossus aculeatus (Australian echidna)
Lineage: Eukaryota; Metazoa; Chordata; Mammalia; Monotremata; Tachyglossidae
Gene: NR0B2
Product: nuclear receptor subfamily 0 group B member 2
Exons: 3
Coding region: 257-1078 (273 amino acids)
Biological process (GO): circadian rhythm; negative regulation of transcription by RNA polymerase II
Cellular component (GO): nucleus; cytoplasm
Molecular function (GO): transcription corepressor activity; transcription factor binding
Source: RefSeq, a predicted model, not a curated record